Vigna unguiculata (cowpea) is the source of this 1026-nucleotide messenger RNA. RefSeq lists its product as uncharacterized. Lineage: Eukaryota; Viridiplantae; Streptophyta; Magnoliopsida; Fabales; Fabaceae. The record is from RefSeq and is a predicted model, not a curated record.
AUGACAGACAACUCUUGCUGUAACGAAUCAUGCUACACGAGUGCAUGUAGUUUCAUCUCAGAAAUGUAUUUCUACAGUGAACCAAAUAGUCCUACCAGCAGGCUCAAACUGAGAUCACCCUUUGAUUCUCAAACAGACCCCACAACAACACCGACGGAAACAGCAUAUGAAGAUUCAGACUUUACUGGGGAUGAGUCUGAAUUUGAAUUUGAAACAAGUCGCAGAUUCAAUGUUAGUGUGAGUGAGUUGGACUCUGAGAGAAAGCAGAAGGAUGAGAAUCCUUUUGGUGAUUCAUUGCAGACUAUGGCAUUUGCUGAUGAGCUUUUCUGUGAUGGCAAAGUGUUGCCACUGAUGCCACCUCUCAAACUUCCUCCAAGGCUUCACAAAGUUGAAGUUGGUAGCAUUUACAGAUCAAAACUCAUGUCUUCAAGGUCUUCUUCAAGGUCCUCGGUGUUUAGACUUCGGAUUUCACGGCAUAACAAUGACUCUGAUCCCUUCAUGGUGGCUUUGGAGAAUGUGAGAGGAGAAAAGAGAAGAAAACAUGUUUUCAGGAGGAGUAGAUCACUUUCUUCAUUCAGGGGUUUCAGGCACAAGUUUAAGAAAAGUGUGAGAGUAGCAAAGUCAAGUCAAUCACAGUGUAGUGACAGAGCUGAACUGGUUUGUGAGGAGGUUCAGAAAAAGGAAGCAUCAGAAAGAAUGAGUGUGCUAUCUGAGUCGAAAGGAUUGGUGUUUGCUAGAAAGAUGAGACUGGUGGCAUCAGUUUCAAAACUUGGUAUGGGAACAAAGAAAGAUGAGAGAAAAAGUGGGUUUUGGAGAAGGAAUAAGAAGAGGGAAUACAUAAAGAAGUUUUUGUUUCGGCUUCGUAACAUGGGAAAAGCCAAUGCUCAGAGCAAGUUAGAAGAUAAAAUGGAAGCACAGGACUUGAAAGGUGUGACAUCUACAGAAUCAAAGCAAUGUGAUAGAGAGUUAACCAAAACAAGAAUGGUAUGCCACAAGCCAAAGAUUUUUUCCCUGUUUGGGUUAUGA